AUGCAGAUGCACCGAAUGAACUGUGUUUUGAUGUCAGUACUGCUGAUGCUCGCUGAUGGUUUGAUUGUAAAAGGCCCCUCUGGUCCUCUGGUUGCUCCUCUGGGAUCUUCAGUGGUUUUGCCCUGUUCUGUUGAUGAACUUUUAUCAGUGAAGGGUCUGGAGGUGGAAUGGAGAAGAACAGACUCUGAGACUUUAGUUCAUCUGUAUCAGGACGGUGAGAGUCAAGCAGAAUCCCAGCAGCAGGAUUAUCAGGAUAGAGCUCAUUUCUUCACUGAUCAGAUCCAACAUGGAAACUUCUCCCUCCGGCUGGACAAUCUGAGAGCUGAAGACGAGGGACAGUAUAAAUGUAAAGUUUACAUUCAGCAAGAGUCUGGUGAGACUGUGGUUCAAAUAAAAGAUGUUGAACGUUUGCUAGUAUCAGGAUCAGAUCAGCACAUAUCUGCGUCUGUGGGUGAAGACAUCACUCUGAGCUGCUCUGUAGACUCUCACAUCCCAACUGAACACAUUGAAGAGGUUUCGUGGAAGAAAACCGAUAAAAACAAAAAUAUCCUGGUUCUGGUCUUCCAAAACAAUGAGAUUUUGCCAGAUUCAUCAGAUGAGCAAUACAGAGACAGAGUUGAGCUCUUCUCUGCUGAAAUCCCCAAAGGAAACUUCUCUCUCAGACUGAAGAGUGUCAGAACUGAGGAUAAAGGAGUAUACAUGUGUCAGGUGUUUGCUGGAGGACUUUCAGCCAAUGCAACUGUAGAACUGGAGAGACUGGGUUUCUCUGCUUCACACAUAAUGAUGCUGAUUCUCUGUAUUUCUGCGUCUGGAUCUGCACUCCUGCUCUUCUGUCUGAUCUACUGCAGAUCAUCUACUAAAGACACAGUCUUCCAUCUUCAGAUGUUUCUUGUUUUCUGUCCAAAUAUUCUGAUGUUUCUUGCUUAUGUCUUCUGGGCUGUUUCUGAAGGGUCUCUGUUUGAGGCAGUCUCUUGUGCUCUUUUUUUUCUGAGGCCUCUCAUGUUGCUCUGGGCGGCUCCAUAUUUUAAUGACUUUAAAGACAAUAUUAAAUCAUGGAUUGGAAAUUACAGUCAUGAGGCAGAAUAUGUUUUUUUCUCAGCUGUUUUUUAUUCAGUUCUGUUUAAAUCUGCCUUGGACAAAAGUCUGAAUUAUGCUGGAUUUAAAGGUGUCAUGAUUAUAGUCCUCUUUGUGAUCGUGCUUAUGUUCAUCCUCUUCUAUAUCAUUUUCUUGUUGAUGACAUUCACCGGGAAAUUAAGUAAGUGGAUCAUCACUAUAUUCAGGAUCCUGGCUAGAAUAAGCUUUGAUGUUUUGCCUUCACUACAAUUCAUUCUCCUGUUCUUUGCCUUUGGCUCGGCCGGAGGAGCAUUCUUCAUUGUUGCAGUUUUACCAGUGUUUCUCACAGUGACGAGAUACGAUUGGGAUGUGCUAUGUGGUCAAAAAAUGGGCUGUUCACCUGCGGUCAGGAGAUCAGUGUGGUUAACUUUCAUGUUACUGGUCAAUGCUGUAAUGGUCUAUUUCUACAUCAUAGCUCUGGAAAAUGAAAAGGAUGGUGUCGGAUGGGCCUGUAUGAUUGCAUUUCUCCAGUUAUUCUGGGCAUUGUGGAACUUUGCACGCUCAUUUCGAUCAUGGGCUCUUGCUCGUGUUGUAGCUGUGUAUGUGUUUGGAUCAGUCGGUGUUGUGUUACUGAACUCUGUUGCUCUGAUGACUGAACUGAUCUUCAAAACAGUUAAUGGUGAAGGAGUGAUGGGAGACAUGAGAAUCGUGGUCUUCUCCUCUGAAUUCCUCUUCACUUUAUUUCUGAUGGUUUUAAUGGUAUUUGAACCCUGGAUCACACCAUGUCUGCAGUCAUGUCAGAAGGCAAUGAAGUCUUGUCGAGCUGCAGAUGCUGGAUCACACAAUCAGGAAUCUCAGAAUGCAACAGCAGAUUCAGCCACUGGAUCGAACCAGAACCAGAACCAGAACCAGAGCCAGAACCAGAACCCAGCAGAGUCACAUGAGAUGAAUCCUCUACUGAACACACAAAACCAGGAGAACAGCAGGAGCGACGGGACGGAGGAAGCUCAGCCGGAUUCAGUGGUUUCACAAUCAUAAUCCACAG
Molecule: messenger RNA, 2098 nt
Organism: Carassius carassius (crucian carp)
Lineage: Eukaryota; Metazoa; Chordata; Actinopteri; Cypriniformes; Cyprinidae
Exons: 18
Coding region: 1-2091 (696 amino acids)
Biological process (GO): negative regulation of T cell proliferation; cell surface receptor signaling pathway; positive regulation of T cell proliferation
Cellular component (GO): external side of plasma membrane
Source: RefSeq, a predicted model, not a curated record